AUGGAUCGAGGGACAUUCCUGCCCCAGGAGCUCAUUGACAAGUUCAUCGAUGAUCUUUGGUUCGAAAGGGACAUCGCCACUCUGAAAACACUAUCCCAAACCUCCCGUCUGUUCGUUCAUCGAUGUCGUCGUCAUCUAUUCGCCCACAUCCACCUGUCAAGUGGAAAUUCCCCGGGCCAGUCCCAACGCAUAGCAAGGAAAGCCAAGAACCUCGAGGACGUUCUUGUCAAAGUACCCGAGGUUGCAAACUACGUCCAAAGUUUAUUCUUUAUGAUUUCCAAUUUUAACGCCGAGGAGGUCCACAUCAUCUCCCAGCUCCUCCUCCGAUUCUCAAUGCUCAAUGAUUUGAGUUUGUACAUGUACAGUCCUUUCGACUGGGCUUUGGUUGCCCCAGAGUUGCAAUCUGCCAUCUCACGUCUUGUCUAUUCGCCGAGAAUGGAUGCAUUCAGUCUUCAGGGCAUCCACAACUUUCCUGUUUCUUUCUUUGCCCCGUGCACCAACCUCACCUAUUUGGGCAUUCACUCUUGUGCGCUCGAGGACCAAGCACCACUUUGGAAUGUCGAAACAGGAAUCAUCGCGAGGUUACAGAUCUUGAAUCUUGGUGAAACGAGCGUUGGACUAGAGAAGUUAAUUUGUGGUACUAGGGGUCAGGAUGGCCCUCCAAUUCUCGAUUUCUCUCAUCUCCAGGAGUUGACCGCCGAUCUGCCAAAGCAAGAGGCACUGCCCUUCUUCGAGAGAUAUUGA
Molecule: messenger RNA, 744 nt
Organism: Laccaria bicolor S238N-H82
Lineage: Eukaryota; Fungi; Basidiomycota; Agaricomycetes; Agaricales; Hydnangiaceae
Exons: 1
Coding region: 1-744 (247 amino acids)
Source: RefSeq, a predicted model, not a curated record